AUGAUAAUUUUUGAAAAUACUGUUAGAUUCCUUGGUCAUAAUAUUGAAAAGGGGAGGAUUAUACCUAUUAAUAGAAGUAUUGAAUUUGCUUCUAAAUUCCCUGAUAUUAUUACGGAUAAGACCCAGCUUCAGCGAUUUAUAGGAAGUCUGAAUUAUAUCUCUCAUUUUAUAAAGGAUCUUGCUAAAGAUACUGCGCUUCUUUAUGAUAGAUUAAAGAAGAAUCCAAAAGCUUGGACUCAUAGUCAUACUGAAUUAGUCAAGAGAAUAAAACAGAAGGUUCAAGAUAAGGUUCAUAACCUUUCUUGUUUAACUCUCGCUAAUCCCACUUGGGCAAAGGUUGUGAAAACUUAUGCCUCUGAUAUUGGCUAUGGUGGGAUAUUGAAACAAUGUUAUCCAUUAGAUACACAAGAAUAUCUUGUUCAAUUUUAUUCUGGAAAAUGGAAUGAAUCCCAGAAGAAUUAUGCGACUGUAGCUAAAGAAAUUCUUAUUAUUGUUAAAUGU
Messenger RNA from Nicotiana tabacum (common tobacco), 501 nucleotides. The record is from RefSeq and is a predicted model, not a curated record. NCBI's taxonomy places the organism in Eukaryota, Viridiplantae, Streptophyta, Magnoliopsida, Solanales, Solanaceae.